GAUGACAACAUAUGAAAUGUCACUACAGUCAAAACACUGCAUUGCAAACUACCAUAAUGUUCUCAUGUUUCUUGAAAAUGCGAAUACAGGUGUUUAAAGUAUGACUCAUCUUUUGGGCCGCCAGGACUGUGUUGACAGUCUUCGUAGAGAUUUAAUUGAUCUUCAGGGUGCUGUUCUAGACGUUUUCUCUCGAACAGGACCUGUCAGAUGUCCAUCCUGGAAAUUCCCAGAUAAACAGUCUUGUAAUCUGGACCUUGUUUUGCUGUUGGAAAAAUAUGACUUCGUUGAGGGAGAAGAAGAAUUCAACCAGCACACUCACAUAGUUUUGCUGGAGCUGGUGAUUGACAGACUGAUGCUUCUGCUGCAAAGCUUCAGCGCACACAUCGACCUCAUUUUGGGGGGUAAAAGGAAAAACCCAGGCCCCAAUCAGACCGCUCCCUCAGUGUCCAUUGGUCCAGUGGUAAAACACUUCUGGAGUAAUCUAGUGCAACUGGGAAAACAGUAUCCACGGCAGAAUGUGUUCAAACCCAGUCCAGCAGACAGAGGUGCUCAGAGCCAGCUGCACAGCACCUCCUCCCUUCAGAGCAGUAUAGCCACCCAGCCCUCCUCCUCCUCACACGGCCUCUCUAGAGCUCCCCACAGCCACCUCCGACCCAGAGCAGCACCUGGCAGCACCUCCUCCUCCUCCUCCACCCUCCUCAGCCAAUCAGCAUCCAGCUCUCUCUGGCCCACCACGCCCCCCAGCAUCCCGCCCAGUCCUGGCAUCUCGUCCGACUGGCACAGCGUGGGCGUCCAGACGGCCGAGUCGUCCCUGGUGCCGUGCGACGCGUGCGCCAGCGUGCAGGCCAGUCUGCGGGAGUCCGGCGCUGCGCUGGUCAGUCUGUGCGGGACGCUCGGCUUGCCCUGCUCCCUGCAGUGCCUCCUGGUGGUGGCGGAGGACUCGGCGCUGGCCGGUCGGCUGUCGGCCUGUGACGUGGCCCAGUGGGCGUCCCAGCAGCGCAGGGACUUGGGGCGUCUGGCCAAUCACCAUCAGGAGUCCAGGGCAGCGAUGGACGCCCUCCGAGAGCAGGUCAGGACGGCAGAGAAGGAGAGAGGGGCGCUAAGGACACAGAUGGACAGAGAGAAGGAGGAGAAGAGGAGGAUGGAGGAGGAGAGGAGAGAGGGAGAGGAGGAGGUGAAGAGACUACAGCAGGAGCUGGAGGAACUUAGGAAAGGUGUCGUUUCAAUGGAGUGCAAGAACAAAGAUCUGAGUUCUGAACUGAGUUUGCAGAGGGAGGCCCUACGCACCCUAGAGUAUGAGAGGGAUGCUCUACAGGAGGAAGUGAGGCGUCUGCAGACACAGGAAGUGACAUGGGCCCAGGUGGAAGAGAGGAGGCAGGACUUGGAGGCAGAGCUUAGCAACCUUCACUUGCUAUUGGACAAGGAAUGUGCCAAGUAUCAAAGUGCAACUCGUCAACAUGAGUCUCUACAGAUGAAACAAAGGGCUCUUCUGGAGCGUGUGGAUGCUCUGGUCUCAGAGUGUGAGGAGCUUCAGACUCGACUGGAGGAGAAAGAGGAACACACACACACACACACCUCUGAGGAGAGAGACACACUGCGGCAGGAACUCACAACCCAGCAGGCUGUGUGUGUGUCUCUGCAGGAGGAGCGGGGGCAUCUGGCGUGCCGCGUGGCUGAGCUGGAGAGCAGCGUUGGGGGUCUGAGGGCCGAGCUGGACCAGGCUGCCCACAGGGAGAGGAUGCUGGUGGCCUUCCCCGAGCUCACUCCCAUCCCACAGGGGGUGCCACAGAGUACGGGCGAUGUUCUGGGGGACAUGGAGCAGCAGCUGCAGGUGAACCGUCUGCGGAUCAGCGUCCUGGAGCAGGAGAACGCCACGCUGACCAGCAGCCUGGACAAGCUGAGGGCCACGAGGAGACUCAGAGCUGCUGACCAGCCUGCAUCGUGUCCGAGUGUGUGUGACUCAUCUAAACACCUGCAGCAGGCGUAUCCAGCUAAUGCUGCCCACAGUGCACAUUACAGCCAUCAGCCAUCACACUGCAGCAUGACUGAGGGUUCACAAAGUGUUGGGAUGAAGGAAUGCAACAGUUUGCACACAGAACCCACAACAUCCCGACUUUUCGUGCGUGGCAGACCAGAGGGUGCAUCAGAGGAGGCUUGA
Messenger RNA from Alosa alosa (allis shad), 2158 nucleotides. RefSeq names its product coiled-coil domain containing 157 (gene ccdc157). NCBI's taxonomy places the organism in Eukaryota, Metazoa, Chordata, Actinopteri, Clupeiformes, Clupeidae. The coding region runs from base 101 to 2158 and encodes 685 amino acids. The transcript has 10 exons. The record is from RefSeq and is a predicted model, not a curated record.